Nelumbo nucifera (sacred lotus) is the source of this 2022-nucleotide messenger RNA. Its product is annotated as serine/threonine-protein kinase BSK1-like. NCBI's taxonomy places the organism in Eukaryota, Viridiplantae, Streptophyta, Magnoliopsida, Proteales, Nelumbonaceae. Gene Ontology annotation, biological process: brassinosteroid mediated signaling pathway; protein phosphorylation. Gene Ontology annotation, molecular function: protein kinase activity; ATP binding; protein binding. The record is from RefSeq and is a predicted model, not a curated record.
CGACAGAGAGGGAGAGGGAGAGGGAGAGAGAGAUAGAGAGAGAAAAAGGGGGGAUCCGUUCCCUCUCCAAGCUAAGCUAGGCUCCUACUCCCAGCCUCUCUGCUGCCCGUGCCCGUCAUUACUACCUGGAUCUCCCUCUCUCACACAUAACAUACACACGGGCGGAUACACAGGGCGCAGGGAGAGACAGAGAGAUAACCAAAAUCUCUCUCUCUCUCUUAUAUAUAUAUAUAUAUAUUUUUUUUUUCUGGUUCUUCUCCCAAGCAGGCUGCAGGCCCUCCUCGUUAACAAAAGCAAACAAGGGAGGAAGAUAACCGAAAAAAAAGGAAAAGGACACGAGUCAUGGGCUGCUGUGGAUCGUCUUUCUUAACCGAAACUCACCCUGAAAAGGAAAACCAGCAGAAUCAGCACAACCAGAAUCCGCCGUUCAACCACCCUACUCCCUCCGGCGGUUCUGACCCCGCAGGUGCCGCACUCGGUGGUGUUCCGCCUUUCUCCGAGUUCUCGCUUUCCGACCUUAGGGCCGCCACCAAUAACUUCAGCUCCGACUUCAUUGUCUCUGAGAGCGGAGAAAAAGCCCCUAAUCUCGUCUACAAGGGGCGUCUACAGAAUCGACGAUGGAUCGCCGUCAAGAAAUUCACCAAGAUGGCCUGGCCCGAUCCCAAGCAGUUCGCUGAGGAAGCAUGGGGUGUCGGGAAACUACGGCAUAGGAGGCUAGCAAAUUUGAUUGGCUACUGCUGCGACGGUGAUGAGAGACUGCUUGUUGCAGAAUACAUGCCCAAUGAUACCCUUGCCAAGCAUCUAUUUCACUGGGAAAAUCAAACUAUUGAGUGGGCCAUGCGCUUGAGGGUUGCUUUGUAUAUUGCUGAAGCAUUAGAAUAUUGUAGUACUGAGGGUCGACCAUUGUAUCAUGACUUGAAUGCUUAUAGAGUUCUGUUUGAUGAGGAUGGUGAUCCCCGGCUUUCCUGCUUUGGCCUUAUGAAAAAUAGCAGGGACGGGAAAAGUUAUAGCACAAAUCUUGCAUACACCCCUCCAGAGUACCUACGGAAUGGGAGGGUCACUCCUGAAAGUGUUGUCUUCAGCUUUGGUACUGUUCUCUUGGAUCUUCUUAGUGGAAAGCAUAUUCCUCCAAGUCAUGCUCUUGAUAUGAUACGAGGGAAAAGCAUUCUUCUUUUAAUGGAUUCACAUUUAGAAGGAAACUUUUCAACAGAAGAGGCAACAGCAGUCAUUGGCCUUGCUUCUCGAUGUCUGCAAUAUGAACCUAGGGAGCGGCCAAACCCAAAGAACCUUGUUGCCACACUUUCACCACUGAACACAAAACCAGAUGCCCCAUCUUAUGUGAUGUUAGGAAUACCAAAACAUGAGGAAGCCCCUCCUACCCCCCAACACCCUCUCUCACCAAUGGGGGAGGCCUGUUCACGCAUGGACCUUACAGCAAUCCAUCAGAUAUUGGUAAUGACACACUACAGGGAUGAUGAAGGAACCAACGAGUUAUCCUUCCAAGAGUGGACGCAACAAAUGCGUGAUAUGCUGGAGGCCAGGAAGCGUGGGGACUUUGCAUUCCGUGAUAAAGAUUUUAAAACUGCCAUCGACUGCUAUUCUCAGUUCAUAGACGUUGGAACAAUGAUAUCCCCAACCGUUUAUGCACGGCGCAGUCUAUGCUAUCUCCUCUGUGACCAACCAGAUGCUGCUCUACGAGAUGCAAUGCAAGCACAAUGCGUCAACCCAGAAUGGCCUACAGCUUUCUACAUGCAGGCAGUUGCUCUUGCGAAGCUUGACAUGCACAAAGAUGCAGCUGACAUGUUAAAUGAGGCGGCAGGGCUAGAAGAAAAGAGGCAAAAAGGUGGAAGGUGAUCCUGAGAAUCGAUCAUGCGAAUUCUGAUGAACACACAUCGAGUCUUUGUAAUUUAGUUGGGAAGUUGACUUCUCGUUCACAACAAGAGAAGAUAGAAAAUUGUAAUAUAGAAAGGACAUCAAGUUUUUUACCCCUUAAAUUAAUGCAUGCGCCCUUUUUUUCGCUCA